Microstroma glucosiphilum is the source of this 1125-nucleotide messenger RNA. RefSeq lists its product as hypothetical. The record is from RefSeq and is a predicted model, not a curated record. Gene Ontology annotation, molecular function: nucleic acid binding; zinc ion binding. The transcript has a single exon. NCBI's taxonomy places the organism in Eukaryota, Fungi, Basidiomycota, Exobasidiomycetes, Microstromatales, Microstromataceae. Bases 1 to 1125 code for a protein of 374 amino acids.
AUGUCUGGCCAGCCUCGAGAGGGAGGUCAGGCCUCUGCUAAUGUCCCCAUUGAGUCCCCCGAUAUCAACGCAAUGUCCUCGGUACUGCAGAUUUACGCAGCCUUCGCUCAGCAGCGACCAAACCUGUCUCAUCCAGAGUUGAUGGAAUUGUCCAAGCUUCAGUUUGAAGCCAAUGAGAAACGACAAAGCACCUCAGUCACGGUACAGCGACGAGUCAAUAUCACUCAAGAGGGUUUUGAAUGGCCAAAGGAAGUUCGAAACGCCAUCGACAAGCUCUACAAGCUCACGACGAAGAAUUGGAAUGCUUGGAUCAUGGACUUCGAAGCCAUCUGGGAAGGAAUCCCACAAGUUCGCGACCUCCUCUUCGGUGACAUUGAUGAAGACCACCCAGAGUACGACUACCGAAUCGACCACAAGCUCGUCUCCGUCCUUAGACACGUGGCUGAGAAGGAAUCAACCGACAACAUUCUUCACAUCAUCAACAGGAGGAAGUGGGCGAGUGGCAAGGAACUCUUCGACUAUAUGCACGAAAUGUUGACCAAGAACGAAGCAGUAGUAGCCAGCACCGUUCUCCUCGACCUCAGUCGAGUACGAAUGACCAACAACGAAGUCUCCAAGGUCAUCCGUGAGAUUAGCAACAUUACUACCAGAGCGGCCUUGGUCGGCAUUGACAUUUCGGUACCUCAGCAAAUCACGCAGCUAUGCACCGCCACUUCCUACACUCAUGUCUACAAAGAUGUCUGGCAUACACUCGAAAGCGUCGGCAGCGUUGUCGACUAUGACGCUGUAUGUGCUGCUCUAAUCAGAAGGGAAGACCGACACAUGAACGAGUCGCAGGCGAGGGGGCCCCGAGCUGCUGCGUUGUCCGCAUCCGCUCAUCCUAAGAACGUCACAGAGAAGCCAGCCGAAGCCAGAAGCUCCAGGGUGUCGACCAAAGAGGAGGCUUACCUCUACGGCCGACGAGACCCCAGACGACCAGACGAACCUGCCAAGUGUUACACGUGCGGUAAGACCGGUCACAUUGCACGCAACUGCCCUGACGCGAAGAAGGAAGAGUCAAAGACGACUGAAAGUAACCGAGAGACCGCAGCCCUCACGAGCGAGGCCAACACGACAACCAAUUAG